CUCUAGCGGGAUAUUACGAGACAACCAAACUCAAUUCGAGAAAGCUAUAGAAUUAACUCAAUUCGAGAAAUCUAUAGGAUUAACUCAAUUCGAGAAACCUAUAGAAUUGGCUCAAUUCGAAAAAUCUAUAGAAUCAAUCCAGUCGAAUUUUGGUUGUUAUAGAAUUGAUUUGAUUUUGUAA
This is a messenger RNA of Racocetra persica, 181 nucleotides long. NCBI's taxonomy places the organism in Eukaryota, Fungi, Glomeromycota, Glomeromycetes, Diversisporales, Gigasporaceae. The record is from the annotation of a GenBank genome assembly.